Molecule: messenger RNA, 4725 nt
Organism: Phragmites australis (common reed)
Lineage: Eukaryota; Viridiplantae; Streptophyta; Magnoliopsida; Poales; Poaceae
Exons: 1
Coding region: 188-4276 (1362 amino acids)
Biological process (GO): defense response to other organism
Source: RefSeq, a predicted model, not a curated record
UUGCGUACGUAGCAUGCAUGCAUCUGAAGAAGGAAAGUCCUUCCGCCGCCUACCCACGCACACACGACACAUGCAUGCCUGUAGAUCGAAUGCAUGGCCAUGGCCACCCUCACCCUAGCCUGCCACCGCUAAACUAACUGAACAAGACACACCAGCUCCCGUCCAGCGGAGGGAGAGGGAGCGAGCGAUGGCUGAGCUCGCGUCGGGCGCCGUGAGCUCCCUGCUGGGAGUCAUCCGGAACGAGACGCGGCUGCUGGGUGGCGUCCGGAGCGACGUGCAGUUCAUCAAGGAGGAGAUGGAGAGCAUGAACAGCUUCCUGCUGCACCUGGCCCGGACGGUGCCUCCCCGGGGCGAGCACGACGAGCAGGUCCGCACGUGGAUGAACCAGGUCCGGCUGCUCGCCCAGGACUGCAACAACUGCAUCGACCUCUACCUGUACCGCGGCAACCCCGAGAUCCACCUCGCCAAGGACGGCCUCCGGCGCUACCUCCUGUGGGUUCCAUGGUUCCUGCAGAAGAUGGUCGCGCAGCACCGCGCGGCCAUCCAGCUGCGCGAGCUCAAGGAGCGGGCGCGCGACGUCGGCGAGCGGCGGUUGAGGUACGGCGUGGAGGUCCCGGCGAAGGCAUCAGCAGGGCAGUCGUCUCCUGGGACUGGGCUCACGGCGGCGGCGACACCCUUGUCGUCGGUGCAAGCGGCGGCGGCACCUGCUGCAGCAGGCGGCGAAGCUGCCGCAGACUAUGAAGACGAAGACGAUGACCAUCAACUGGUGGUGGCAACGGCGAACCAUCAUUCUGGUCCACGAGGAGCCCUUUUUGGGCUUCGCGUUCUGGAGGACUACGUCAACGAGAAGCUAGCCUACUUGAUAGCCAACACCGGAUCAGUAAUGCAAUCCAUCGCCAUUAUGGCGCCGGAUGCAGAGGAUGCCCGUGCUCUUGCACGUGAAGCUUUGGCUGUGGCGAAGACCCAUUUCCGACGCAGUGUCUUGGUCGACAUCCCGGCAGUGCAUUUUUCUUUCUUACCGCUAAAGCCCGAGGACAUUCUCUACUACAUCCUGCGGGAGCUCGAGCGUGCCAAAUCGGGUCAAGGCGAGGAAGAGAAGCUGCAAAGCAAUGAUUGGCAAGCAAAACAGGAAAUUCGCUGGAAGAGAUGGGUUCUGAUUGAUGAAAUCCUGGAAAAUAUCGAAGAAAUGAAAGUUGACGACAAGAUUGAAACGAUCAAGAGCGCGAUUCCAAAAGUUAAGGUCGUCCAGCUGAAGCAGGACGUGGAAAAAAUGAAGGAUCUCAAGCUGGGCAAGAAAACCUUAGGCGAACUCCUCGUGCUGCUAAUGCUCAAGUCACCUGAUGCUGCUGCUGCUGCGGCGGCUAAACAAGAAGCAUUGUACGACAUCAUCCAGGAAACAGCCAAUAAGCUUCAAGAGACUAUGGAAGAAGAAGAAGCAGGCGCAAAGCAGCAGGCGCCAAGGCAAGAAGAAGGAGAAGAAGCAGGCGCAAAGCAGCAGGCGCCAAGGCAAGAAGAAGGAGAAGAAGCAGGCGCAAAGAAGGAGGCGGCCCCGAUUCGUCUCCAUGAUGCCCAAUAUGAACACAUCCUGCGGGAGGUGUUCCAGACGACCAGCAACAGCAAGCCCCUGCAGGACCAGGAGCAAGACACCAAGCGAGCCACAGAGACCACCGCCACCACUAGCACAACUAGAUUGGGCGAUGAUCAAAUCAAAGAAAUUAUCGACAAGGUUAAGCUAGAAAUCCUGCGGGAGGUGCUCCCGACGACCAGCAACAGCAAGCCCCUGCAGACCCAGGAGGAAGACACCCCAACGGGAUUCCUGGAUGAGGUUCCAAGAAAUCCUAUUAUUGAAGAAACCAUCAAGAAGAUCAAAAAAAUCCGGAAGAAGAUCAAAGAACAGCUCGUGAUCAAAGGGAUCCUGGACAAGAUUAAUAAAGAUCAUUUGAAUCAAGGAAGGACACUGAUCAUCCUCAAAACCGAUGAGGACUAUGCAAUGGAAUGGGAGAAGACCAGAAAUGUUUUGAGCCUGUUGUGCGGCGUCGCCGGUGCAGCGAUCGUGACCGCCUCACAGAACACUCAACAGGCCAAAGAAUACUGCUAUCCAUCGCGGGAGCCUUUGGACUGUUCUCUUGUUGGCUUCUACCAUGAUAUUGUGCUCCAGCUUACGGGCAACCAGAUGCAUGAAGACAAUUCCCAGAUUUAUCACGCCAUCUUGGACGACUGUAAGCCACAUGAAUUCUGCAUGAAAAUCUUCGCUCAUGCUUUGUACGCCAACCGCAAGAUGAGCAAAGAAGAGCUGCGCAAGCUGCACAGCACCCUGAAGGAGGUUUCCCUAAAAUCAUUGGGCAGCAUUGCUAAGAAGAUGUUCAAGUUCUCCUACAACAACCUUCCUAAAGAAUACAAGUCAUGCUUGUUGUACCUAGCUAUCUUCCGUCCAGGACAUAAAAUCAGGCGGUCAACCUUGAUAGGACGAUGGAUUGUAGAAGGGCUGAUAACUACGGAUGACUGGCGCUGGUCCAGUUCAGUGCGUAAAGCCGAGCGAUGUUUUGACGCACUCAUCAACCGAUGGCUUGUUUAUCCUGCUGAUAUUGGUGCUACAGGAAAGGCCAAAAGCUGCAUAGUGGGUGAUCUAGUUCAUGAAUUCAUUACCAAGAUCGCCAAGAAACAGCGCACUGUGGAGACACGCUUGUCAGAUCACUUGGCUCACCACUUCUCCAUUUUCAACGAUCUCCAUCUUCGCGCCUCUGAUACAAUCCAUACUUUCUUUACACAUAUACUUAGAUCAUCUCAUUCUCAAGUGUCCCAGCUCAAGGUUCUAGAUCUAGAAGGCUGUUGUUUCUUCGAGAAGAACCGGCACUCCUUGAAGCACAUCUGCAGCAAGAUAUUACUACUCAAGUAUCUAAGCCUAAGGGGAACAGAUGUUACCCAGCUGCCCAGGGAAAUCAACAACCUCCGUGAGCUGGAGGUAUUGGAUAUCCGGCAGACCAAGGUGCCUGCGUUUGCAACAAGAAAUGUCAUGCUCCUGAAGCUAAAGCGUCUGCUAGCUGGUCACAUUGAUCCGGCCAUCGGGGAUGAGGAAUUCUCUGGUGUCUGUAUUCCUGAAAAGAUCGAGAAAAUGGUAAACAUGGAGGUACUGUCCAAUGUCAAGGCACCGACUAGUCAAGAUUUGAAAGACAUUACAAAUUUAUGGCAGCUUAGGAAGCUCGGUGUGGUUAUUCAUGACAAGAAGAGUCACUUCUCAAAUUUGUUUCAAACAAUCAGUGACCUGCAUCAGUGCCUCAUGUCUCUAUCAAUCACUAUUUCCACAACCAAAUUCAAGGGUGCUUCUUCCAGCAGAAAGUCCCAAGGUGAUAUGCACUUUGCCUUGAAACGCUCUCCCAAGCUGCUUGAGAGCCUAAGCAUCAGUGGAACCACAAAAAAAGUGGCACUUCUUCCAUUGUUGGCCAAAGACGAUGGUGGUAAUCAACUUAACAAGGUAACUCUGACUCGCACCAUGCUGAACCAGGCCGAUCUGCAGGUCCUCGCCAAGCUUCCCAAGUUAUGCUGUGUCAGGCUCCAACACAUUGAAUGCACCGAGAGAAACCUCACCUUCAAGAAGGAUGAAUUCCCAAAUCUCAAAUACUUUCUUGUUGAGGGAUCCAACUUGACUGAAAUCGCUUUUGAAAUUAAAGCAGCUCCUGAGCUUGAAAAGAUUGUUUUGUCCUUGACAGACAACCUGGAGUCUCUUUCUGGAGUCAAAAGCCUUCCAAAACUGGAGGAGCUCGAGUUGAAGAACAACAGCAGGUUGCUUUCAUUUUUUGAUAAGGCCAAACAAAUAACCAAGGUGACUCUUUGGGAUACCUUUCUGUGGCAAGGUGAGCUACAAAUCCUCGCCAAGAAACCAAACAUGCGCUGCCUAGAACUCUUGGACAAUUCUUACGUCGAAAGCAAGCUUACCUUCAAAGAAGGCGAGUUUCCAAAGCUCAACCUUCUUAUUGUUGACUGUUCUGCCAUUACCAACAUCAGCUUCACUGAUGGAUCUGCUCCUAUGCUCAAGAAGAUCGCCUGGUCAUUCACCAACAUGGACAUGGAGUCUCUCUCUGGCAUCCACAACCUUCCGAGAUUGAAGGAGCUCGAGCUCAUAGGUGACCGUGUCCCUAAUGAGGUGACAGAAGAGAUUAAAAAGCUUAAAGAUAGAUAUCAUUUUAAACCCAAAGAACCAGAAAAUCAAGACCAAGCAAUAGGAAAUGCACAUGACGCAAGAUUCCCCUUAUUCUGUUGGAAGAAGAACAAGGUUUGACACUUGAGGAGCAUCUCCUUUCAUUCAUUCAUCAUCGAGUCCCAUGGCGUGGUUUAAUUUGUGUGUGCUUGUGUGGUUUGCCAUUGUGUGUUUCUGUCUACUGUGCAUGCGUUUAUAUUCUGCAUGUGUAUCUACUGAGUGUGUCGAUCUAGUUACUUGUGUUCUACAUGUGUGCCUUGUGAUGGUGGUUGAGCAUAAUGGUUGUGUCUAUGCUCACAGAUUUCGCAGCAUCGUGUUAGCAAAAGAUUAUAACUUAUCUAUAGCUAAACACAGGAGGGAAACAUGAAAGAAAUGAAUCGUUCCUCAAAAAAAGAAGAUAGAUGGACCAGGCUUAUGAACAGUGAAACACAUGAGGGAAAAAACCAUAAGAGGGAAACAACCAAAGCAUAGGUGCAUUGUCCUGUUUCCUCGACAGUGGUCAAGCAAUGGAGCAAAUGUCAACCCCGUGC